Molecule: messenger RNA, 5123 nt
Organism: Pocillopora meandrina
Lineage: Eukaryota; Metazoa; Cnidaria; Anthozoa; Scleractinia; Pocilloporidae
Source: the annotation of a GenBank genome assembly
AUGAUGGGUGACUUUUGGCUGGGAGAAGCAACAAAGUGGAUAUUACUAUUGACUCUUGCUGGCACUUUAUGGAAUCCUCCGUUUGUCAGCAGCGAAACGUGCAAUUCCAAAAUCAGAAGUAAGUAGUGAAACCCCGUGGUACGAAGAGUAUGGCCUAUCCUUUUCAACUUUUUUUUUCUCAUCUUUGUCCUCCUCGGUUGGAAUAGAGAUAGAGAACCAAAUUUUAUUAAUAUUUUUUUAACCAACUAGUUUUCUCUCUUGUACAGUAAGACCCGUUGUCGACAUCUCUUCAAGUCCAGAAAAUGUCAGUUUAGCCGUUGGUGCCUCCAUAACUCUGACUUGUAAAGCGGAGCCGAGAGCUAUAGAUGCAGGUUAUAUGGAUAGAUGGGUCAAGUAUAUUCAGUGGUACAACCCAAAUGGCACAGAAGUUGGAGCAAAAUGCCAGCAGCCUUCAAACAUACUUGCAUAUGAACGAAAACUCAGCUGCCCAUUGGUGUUUAAAAAUCUGACAGAAGACGAAUUUGGCCACUAUAUUUGCCAAGCGGGCAAUCGUUAUAGUAAACACUGCACAAGGCAAUCAUUUGCAAUAGGUAAGUAUUUUCAUCAUAACUAGUUUAUGAAUUUGUCUUUUUUAGUUCCUUUUUUGUUUAUUUGUUUGUUUUUUUACUUAAAUAAUGCGUGACGGUAAACACCCUACGCUGUUGUUUGGGAAAGGUGGGUAUUGUGCAUUGGGUCUCUCUCAAAUCACAAUGAACCUUACAUCUCGAUGAAAAAAAGUGUAAACAGUCAACUUCCCGCCAUCGGCCACUCUUAUAAGCGGAUGUUUCUACUUACGGACACUUUUUCUAAUUCCUUUUUUGGCCUCCCAGUUUCUCGUAGACGGACGCAGACACUUUUGAAAUUGAAAAUAUGAUUUUUUUGUUUACGCUUCGUCCGCGGGAAAGCAAGCUGUCGGAGGCAGACAAUUCUAUUAGCGGGCACUUUUUCCAAUUCCCGAGGGUGUCCCCUAACGAGGGAGUUGAUUGUGUUUAUACAAGUGCACACUUUUCCUCCAGGUUCUGCACCAGUUUUUUUGGAGGUUCCAAGGAAUCAAAGUGUUUACAUAGAUUCCAAUGUCACUUUCGAUUGCAAUGCUACUGGUCUUCCAAAGCCAAGCAUCUCAUGGAUCAAGAACGAUGAUUUUCAUACCUUGCAAUCCAACUCAAGUACAAAGGAUAAGAAAAGCAUCCACAGUGAGCUCUCCAUAACGAAAGUGAAGAAGGAAGAUUUUGGCGGAUAUAAAUGCGUGGCAAUUAACAGCGUUGGUAAAAAGGUAUCAUUAUCGGCCUUCUUAAGCCUGAAAGGUGAGAAGAAAAACUUUCCAUUUACGACUCCUCACAACUUUGAACUAUUUACCAACAGUAGAGCGUUCUGUACGAGAUAUUAGGUCCUAAGUAGGUCAGUUUAACCCUGCUGGGAAAUCCUCUCCCCUAGCUAAGCAACUUUCCGACUUUACUUGCGCUUUUAUGACAUAGAUUAGAAACCACUUUCAAUAUCUGAUCUGGAGUAAGCGACUUACUCUUUAAGCAGCUUCAUCGGCUAAGGAGUUUUUGUGUCGAAGAGGAGAAGUUUGACCGCGAAAAGGAAUGUUAUCGAAAUAAUUUACAGCUAAAUACUAAGACUGUGCGCUGAUUUUCAUUUUCUAUUCAGUUUACCUUUUUCUGCCUUUUCGGUAAAAUCAUUCUUUUGGACCCACGUACGUUUCGGAUUUCCCACUUUUUACAACACUACUCCUUUCUAUUGAGGUUCCCUCGUAGUGUCGCUUCACCAGAAUAAACAUGUUUUGUGGUUAUUCUGGUUACUAUGAUUACUACUAAGGUUAUGCCUCUUGAGUCAACGCGAAUGGAGAGAGCGUCACAUUUGCUCCGCUUGCCCUACUAUUACAGAUCCUUUCUAAACAUAGCAUCCAUUUCUUCUCACCUUUUAAUAAUGAUUUUUUUCGUUUCAAUUACAGAAAAGCGGGAAGACCCAAAAACCCAAAAUAAUUCAGUUGAUUCCAACGGAAUUUUCAGCCUCACUGCCACUUGUCAUUCCAAGCCAAACAAGAGCAAUGAUUCAAAUGUUUCAAAAACUAAUUCAAUGGUAAAGUUCAUUGCAACUUCAGAUGCCACAAAAUGCCAUAGCAUACUAAGCAUAAAGCUUAUCAACGAGAGGACGAACGAAGAUGGAGGCACACAUCAAUGCCGAACAUCUGGAAAGGGAAAGUCAAAAUUGGCCUCUUUACACGCAAAGGAAGGCAAGUUCUUGAAAUUAUAGGAACAGUUUGAAUAUUCCUUUCGAAAAAUAUUAUUGAUCUCGCUAAAAUUUAAAUACAGGGCGUGUAAUAAAACGUAUAAACUCCCGUUCAAAACACUGUCAGUUAACAUUUUCAAACUUCUUUCCCUACAGCUCACACGGUGGGACUGAGUCAGCAAGACUUAAAUAUAUUCUUGUGAUCACCUUGCCUCGAUAUUCUUUACGCAUGCACGUUGUAAUUGACUAUCAAAGUGAUAUUGAUAACACGAUGUCAUCUCAUCCAGUGCGAUCAGUAAUCAUAAUCGUGAUUGGCAAAUCGGACUUGCAUUUCACGGUCGUCCAAUUUGGUUAGUCACUCGUAUGAUCACAAACCUAAUUGGACUGCGUACGGUCCUUUUUUAAUCAGUACGACGAAAGAUGUCAGCCAUCAAAGUCUUUUCAGUUUUAGUUUGAUUUUUCAUCUUAUCUCACAGAAAUUACAGAAACAAGACUACAAGAAAGCUCAACUACUCAGAUUGCGAUAGCAAUCGCUGCAUCUUGUGUGGUGGCAACCUUGCUUAUCAAUAGUAUUUUGGGGCUUUUGUGGUACAGGCGAUUUAAAGGUGGCAAAAAGGUGAAUAUUUGUGGUUUUAGGGUUUUUUGUGUGUGGUUUGUUUUUCCGUUCACGUUUACUUAUUCUUUUUCAUCUAGGAAACAUGAAUGUAGCAAAAAUAUCCAAUCUUCGCGUCCAGGUUCCAUUAUCUUCAAUUCUUUAACGAUGCAUCCAUAGUGCGUUUUCGUUCGACAAAGUAUUCGUUUUGACUCACUUUUGCCCGUCAUCUACACUAAAAAACUCGGAAACGCGAAUGAAACGGCCACUUUCAAACUGGCCUCAAAGUGAAAUUGAUAACCCAAUUGUUUAUAAAACGUUGCAAUUCUUGAGUGGACAGAUGGAAACGAAGGCUUUUGGAAUUAAACUGUAAUAAUUUUCAAUUUGGAUUUGGAAGCAACGAUUUUGCUGGAAAUAUAUUUCCUUUUGUUGAGCAUACCUAUAAGAACUAAAAAAAUCCCAAGGCACUGAAAAACGAUACAUUAACACUGUUCUGAAGUUCCUCAUCGGUAAUUUGUCUUUUCUCAUUUGAUAAACGUCAGUCGGAGGGACAGCGAAACGUCGUUAGGGUCCAUAUGAGCAAUGGCAGAUACCCAACAGUCGUAAUUGCGCAGGAUACUGAAGGGUCCUUGUCGCUCUGAGCAAAGAACGCGGAAAGGGUCGACGAAAAGCUCCGGCUGUGUGCAGUGGGGAAUCGUUUGGGUGACAUGGAACAUUGAUGGAACGAAUUAUAAACGAUGCACAUUGGCCACAGUAUUAGUAUUUUAACUAGUGUAGGUAAUCAAAUGAUUUCGAGUGCAGUUUUGAAUAAAUAAACACGAGUAAAUAUUUUCAAGGACUAACAAAAUUGCAUGAGCCCGUAGGGCGAGUGCAAUUUGUGGUCUUUGAAAAAAUUAACAUUUGCUUAUUAAUUCCAAACUUCACGAGAAAAGUCAUGUGAUUAUGUAUUAAUAAUAUACAUGAAAAAAUACGAGAUAGCUUAUUAUAAUUAUGCAGAAGCAAAGCGCGCGCAUCAAGUGCAAGAAUAAUUAUUCAAGCCUGUGCAUUCGGUCAAAACAGCCGCGCACGAUCAAAACAGUUACAUACAAUGAUAUUUUCACAUCUAUAAGGCGCAAAAAUGUUCAAGAUCCAGCUAAACAGUCCAAUGAAUUAUUCAGUCUGUGUCCGAAUCACUUUCGAUGGAAUGGAAUCGUCGUUUGCAAGGUUUAAUCAUGUUUUUUUUUUUUAAUUUUGGCGUAGAAUCACUCGAGCUGGAUCGGCUCGUAAUUUUGAUUUCCUUGGCAAUUCCCUUCUCUAAACACCGCUUUUUCCAAACCGACAACCAAAAAGCAGUGCUUUUUGUAGUGUUUUCGUUGUUAAAGCUGUUUUUCAGCAGUGGCGAAAGAAAAUCUACUUAAAUCGCCGACCAUUGUUUCGCUCGUAAAUUUCCAACGUAGCCAAAUGUUGCGUCAUCCAAGGCUCGCAUUUGAUUAGCUAUCAGUGAGUAUCUCUGAUUAUUGGUUUGUUACUUUCUUUGCACUGAAUUAACCCUCCUCUGCAUUGAAUUACCUGAAAACUGCAUUUAUCUUAACCAAUCAGAACUGAGUAAUUUUUUCAUGUAUAUUAUUUAGUAUUUAAAUGUGGGUAUUAUUAGUAUUGGAUGUAGAUAGAUUCAAUCAUCAAUUUCUUGUUUUAAUCAUGUAUUUGUAGUUUCAAUCCCGACGGUAAUUUUCUAUUACUUUUUACCUCUUAGACUUGACUAAGACACGACCACAUCAGCUAGACUGUAAUUUUUCGUGGAUAAAUAAGUACCUUCAUUAGUGUUUAGCAGUUAUUUUACGAAGGCACGCCGAAUAUGAGGUGAUAACUGGGCGUAACACUCACUGAGGGCUCAAUCUGGUCCCUGGACAAAUAACUUCACAACAUUAUGUAGGCACCGGGAAGAUUUUCACCGACGAAAAUAAGGGAUAUGAAUCGAGGAAAGAGAUGUCAUUCGAGUAGCUUAAGAAUACCUUGUCUGGUGGUCCUACGUCAGAUUUGAGUCUUUCUAUGAUGUUCUUGGAUGUCUGACUUCUUAUUUACUUCUAAUCACACAGUUUCUUUCCAUUAUUUUCCGAAGUUCACAAAAUUUUUUCAAGUCUGAAAUUCAGUUAAGGUUGUUAAAAGGAUUUGGAAGCUAUUCUAAAAUGAUAAAACCUAAGCUAAUGUAACUUAAGUCGAUUUAAGGUUCAAUUAAAUUUGCUGGCUCGCAGGUCUGCUUGAGCUUAGUUGAAUAAAGGUG